AUGGAUACCUUUCCCUAUUCGCCGCCAAGUUACAAUAUUCGACAUGGCAACGAUCGAUCCGCUUACGAAUACUUCACGAGCGAGCAAGAGCGCCAUGCACUGGGCGUGCCUAAGAAACGAAAGCUCUGCGAUCUUUCAGAGGUCGCGGCACUACUUCUGAGCAUCUGCUGUAGCAUCACGGCCCUCAUAUGUUGCUUUCAUCAUGCAACCGCCGCGAACCUCGGACAGAAGUACCAACUGAUCAUCGUUGGCUUGAUGUUAUCCAUCAUGGACCUCUGCACAAGCAAGCUUUCGACCACCGUGUUUCUUCAACUUGAGACACGAUGGGCUAGUCUCUUGCAGAACUACGAUGUCAUUGUAAAAAAAAGUGUUUUGGGUAGUCUGCUCAAUAUGCGUCGAGGGUCUCAGCGGUGGACAAUUCUCUUGUCUGCCUCUCUUGCAUUCCCGUUGCUUCUGAGUGUCGGCUAUAAAGCAUUCGUUGGAGGGACGAUCACAAAUCAGGUAUUUGCGAGUGGUGGCGAAUAUGGACUCACUGGUCCUGUUAGCCUCGCCAGGUUUUCUGCUGGCUCUUCUCUUAUGGUCAACGCGACUAUCCCCUUGAUGUUCAACAAUUUGACCAAACUUCCCUUCCGCCCCCAGCCUUUCGGGUUCAACAUGCUGGUGCUUCCCAACAAGUCUAUCACAGUUGCGAUGUUGGACGGACCGAGCCCGUCCUACAUAAAUACGAUACGAUCGGAGCUCAAGGGACAACAGUAUUAUACAGUGACGGCCGAUGUCAACGGCUUAGCAUGGCAUCUUGACAAUGAAGCUGACCAGCAUCGUGACGAUGAAGAGUGUUGGGAUAAGCUUUACAAGGCAAGUGAUGAUGAUUCUCUAAACCAAAUAUCUCUUUACAAGUGGAAGAAAUGGUUAUCAACACUGUGGCCUCAGGGGCAAGUCAAGCAAUUCUUUAUCCUUCUCACCCCUCACGAGUCAGACCGUAAGGCCAAACCUUCAAAGGAACGAUUUCGUAAGGAGGCCUUGUAUUUUACAAGCCAACAACUACACUGCAAUGGAAAAUGGAAAAUCACACGGAGCUCAGUUGACUUGAUCGAUGGAAGUUGCGACGGUGGUAGCUUUGAUAAAGCAUUCCCUGAUGGAUGUCGAACACUUCAUCUUAACGACGCUUCAUUCAUACUGGCCGAUUUUGUCGGCGACUUGCUGACAGGUAAGCUUGACGAAUCGUCCCAAAUACGAUUUACAGCUGCGGUUUCUUCCAUGCCUUGGUCUCGACUGACAGCGUACUGUGGCAUUGGAGCUCCAACCAAUGACUUGUCGCCGAAAGACAUGGAAAUGUUCAAGUAUCACAGGCAAGACGAAGCUUGGAAGACUGUUGGUGUUCUAAAGCGCACCCCUGUCUUAGCACUGGUUCUUCUCGCCCAACCCAGCGUUGGCUUGGUUCUAUUGAUUGUCCGCAUCGUGUAUUGCUCGGCACCUGUCUCUGGUGGCUUUGGUCUCAUCAGUGUUUUAGCUGGCCAUGGGCCGAGGAAAGGCAAUAUCUUGACCGGUGCAGGGCUAUCUGGGGAAGUCCAAGAACGCAUUCAGCUUGACUUCAACGUAAAUGGCGAAAGAUGCGAUGAUGGCGCCAAUAGGGUGCAGUUUCAGCUGAGGAGAGCUAGGCACUCUAUGCCCCAAGAUCGGAAGAAGCUUGAGUCUGGAGUCAAGUAUCACUGA
Fusarium pseudograminearum CS3096 is the source of this 1713-nucleotide messenger RNA. RefSeq lists its product as uncharacterized. The record is from RefSeq and is a predicted model, not a curated record. Lineage: Eukaryota; Fungi; Ascomycota; Sordariomycetes; Hypocreales; Nectriaceae. The coding region runs from base 1 to 1713 and encodes 570 amino acids. The transcript has a single exon.